CAGCUUGAAAGCCACCCUGAAGCAUACAUACCGAGCCAUGUUACCAUGCAAUCCGUCGAACGAAUUUUCAAAUACACACCAACCCGCCUCGGCGAGAACGUCACCAGAAACUGAAGUGGCGAUCGGCUGAACAGACAUGAGAAAAGAUGCCGCCUUUAUUUGACGAGGCACAGAUUCACAAUGCUCUGCGAAACGAAGCGUUGCCAGAGCUGGCGCGUCUUGCUGGCGACCAACGCCUGCGGGAACGCGCCCUGGACCGCUUCGAUCGCGACGAGCCGCCGCCGUACCUAUCCUCGACCGACGACGAGGAGUAUCUCGAAAACGAGCUACCCCUGGGUUCCGACGGCAGCGGCGUGCUGCAAGAGUUUGUCGAUUUGAUGAAGCAGCCGUUGACCGACGCCGAACGAGACACGGUCGCCAUGGACCUGCACUUUUCCGGCAAAGUAUACCAACCCGGCCAUCGAUACCACCAGGAAGCUGUUAUCGAAGCACAACGGAUCCGGCGUGUCUGCCGGGAGCUCCGGCCCGCCAACGCCGAGGCCCAAAAAUUCCUCGACUUCCAAGGCAGGGCCGGCGAUGAGCGCCUGAACAUCCUUGUACGGCGCAACAUCAAGCGCCGCUGGCGGAAGCUCGGUGUGUGGAAUCCCCAGUGGGGGAUCCCCGGCCGACGCAACGGUACGAAUCCCGACGACGACGCGUCCAAGUGGAAAUGGAGGUGGCAGCACGGCGACGCCGCCGCCGAGUGGACUCCGUCUGCUACCGCCACCGCCGCAAACCCAAAACAUCCCAUAACACGGGCUUUAGCAUUGCGCCAAGGAUUGCUGCAUGGGGAGCAUGCACCGGUCCCCCCCCGAUCACGCCUUCCAGACGACGCCUCGGCCUCGCAAGCCGAGUCUUUCAUCAUCUCGCGGCCCUGGUUCGUGUUCAUGGCCGAGUACUUUGAGGAGCGUGAGCGAUUUUACCGCAUUCCUCCGAUGAAGCGACGGCAUUACCGAGAGCCGAUUGCAAAGCCCGUUAUUGAACGGUGGAAGAGCCGAGGGGAUUGGAGGGAUGAAUGGGACCAACCGGUCGAGGGAGCAUACGUCCCUGGCUGGAAAUGGAGGCACGAGAGCCCUUCCCCAGAACCCGAGGAUCUGACGCCGCUCGAGACCAUGGAUCUCGAGUUCACGCCCUCCGAGGUCGAUGCGCUCGAGGCCAUCCGGCCUCCUACGCCUCCGCCUCCGCCCCCGCCUCGCUCGCACUCGCCGCGGCACUUCCCAUCCGGCGACCAGACCGUGCACUCGGGGACAGGGCUCUUCUCUAGCCACCCGCUUCCACGCGCUCCCCCCACUCCCCCGGCCGCGGACGAUUCUGCGCCGGAGGUUCCGGAGCCCGCCCAGGCCGCUCCGCAGCAGCAGCAGCAGCAGCCCCGCCGGCGCCCGCGCCAGCGGAAAGACGAGCAGCCCGUGCAACCCGUCCGGCGCAGCGCCAGGAUCGCCGCCAUGAACAAAACCAAGGCCAACCCCCCACCGCCGCCGGCGCCCGCCCCCCCACCGCAGGCACGUCAGAGCCGCCAACGCGCCGCCCGGGCUCCGGUGGGAGAGCAACCCGCCGGCCGGCCCAAGACGGACCGGUCGACGAGGGCGCAGAGGCGGGCCGCCGCGUCGGACAAGCCGUCGGCUCGGUCCAUGCAAGCGGAGAAGCCGACUACCGCGCGGUCGAGAGGUCGCCCCAAGAAGAAGACGGGUCGUCGGUAGCCAUAUCAUAUAACCUUGCUCGUGACUU
Messenger RNA from Thermothelomyces thermophilus ATCC 42464, 1764 nucleotides. RefSeq lists its product as uncharacterized. The transcript has a single exon. Bases 147 to 1736 code for a protein of 529 amino acids. The record is from RefSeq and is a predicted model, not a curated record. Lineage: Eukaryota; Fungi; Ascomycota; Sordariomycetes; Sordariales; Chaetomiaceae.